This is a messenger RNA of Annulohypoxylon maeteangense, 2554 nucleotides long. RefSeq lists its product as uncharacterized. Bases 725 to 2299 code for a protein of 524 amino acids. The record is from RefSeq and is a predicted model, not a curated record. The transcript has a single exon. NCBI's taxonomy places the organism in Eukaryota, Fungi, Ascomycota, Sordariomycetes, Xylariales, Hypoxylaceae.
AUCAACACUCUACUAGAUCAGCUAGAUAUAAUGUGAAAUGCAGCUGUAGUUCGGUCCGUUUCAUCGAAGGUAGUACCAAUCUAGCUAGGAAGAUGAUGCGUUUGCCGCGUUGCGAGUGGUGCGCUGCGUACCCAUGUGGCUUAUCCCGUGCUUAGGCGUGCUUAGGGAGCCUAGCGAUCGCUUAGGAAUCUCGGACGGCAGCGAGGCAACUGGCUGAACCCAAGCCGUCGAUCCUAGCUAGAUCUAGCGAAUCAACGCACCGAAUGUCGUUCUCCCGGCUUGGCGGAGUUUGGGGACAGUGAUCCCUCAAUACAGCAGCAACACAGAGCUUCUACGGUAGGAAAAACGGCGUGUUUCGUUAGGAUGGCCGUGGCACAGAUAACUAACGCUGUCCUUUUUCGUUCUCGGCUUUCCUCGUCGGCCCUUUCUUAUGUUUCUCUGUCCUCUUCUAGUUUAUCCAUGUGGCAUUUCCCCCCUGAUUACUUGCGUCGCCAUCCUCACGUCUCUUUAAUUGAAACAGACUUACCUCAUCUACCGAUCGGGCGACCAGGCUAAUAUAUUGCUUACGUCUCACUUUUCAUAUCGAAAUCCAAGCAGGCGGUCCAAGGCCACGAUUCAGAGAGCUCCGGUAGAAGGGCUCUCCCUACGCCAAUCUAGAUCAAUAUGCUAAACAGAGCCUCUAUGAUCCGGAGAUAGUACCUAACGCUAACGCUAACGACGAACAAUGAUGCGAACCGUAUCGAACCGGGUGCUACCUCUCGCAUUCCGUUAUGGCUCGGUGCUUCUAGCCGCCCUGCUUGUCUACUACGUUAUUCGCGAGCCCCUGAACUCGGCCGUUAGCAAUGUAUCGUUUCUAGGGAAGGCAAGUUUGCACGCCACCGAGAAAGGGAACGAGCCGGCCGACAUUGCGGCCGUCGGAGGCGCCAAGGCCGUUGACGACCCGGCGCAAAUAGAUCUGGCAGGCGCGGUGGAAGAUGUCCCGGAAAAGAAAGUGCAGGAGCCAAUGGGCGAUAUUGGUAUUGUCUACGAAAAGAAAUACAAGCCGGAGCCGGCACCUUCCAACCCUAUCGGAGACCACUUCCCGUGGCUCACGCAUUCCAACGCUCCGCCGCCAGUCCUCGAAAACAACCUAGCUCCUUUCCCACACGUCGAAGAAGCGACGCCGCUCCUAAUCGGCUUUACGAGGAAUUGGCCGCUGCUACUCCAAUGCGUUAGCAGCUACAUCGCGGCGGGGUGGCCGGCGGAGGAUAUAUACGUCGUAGAGAACACGGGCACAUUCCACUCGAACCGAAACGGGGAUCUCGAGCUACAAAAUCCAUUCUUCCUCAACCACACCGCGCUCAAGAUUCUAGGAGUACACGUUCUGGAGACGCCGACACUUCUCAGCUUCUCGCAGAUGCAGAACCACUUUUUGAGCAUGGCGCUGGAGCACGACUGGCCGCACUUCUGGUGGAGCCACAUGGACGUGCUAGUCUUCAGCGACGAGGACGUAAAGAAGAACGACCGCGACCACGACUGGGAUCACGACCCGUACGCGACCAUCUACGAGCGCUGCGUCGGCCUUCUACGUUACCUCAACGGCCCCGACAUGCCCCCCUGGGCCACCCACUUCUUCCAAUUCGACCACCUGGCCCUCGUCAACCGCGACGCCUACCUCGAAGUCGGAGCCUGGGACACACAAAUCCCUUACUACGCCUCCGAUUGCGAUAUGUACCUCCGUCUCCACUGGGCCGGGUACUGGCAACCACAAAGCGAAGCCGGGCUCGUCUUCGACGUGGCCUCCGUCUUCGACGACAUCGCCGUGCUGUUCCGCGUCGCCGGCUCACACGCCACAUUCUUGGGUGACCCAGUAUACGCCAAGGCCUCGUCCAGCGGCAGCGAAGACGAGCGCGCGCACCACGAGGCCGACCUCAAGCGCGAGAAGGACAUGUACCCGUGGGUAGAAAAAGAAGGCGAGACGUUCGCGCAUCUCGUGGAGAUGGCCUCUCGCAUGCAGGAUCUCAAGUGGAAAGACGAGGGAACCCGGCGGAAUGACUGGCAGACGAGACAGACGGGCGGAAAGGACGAUCCGUUUUACCGCGACCCCGAGGGCUUUGCGGCGGGCGUGGAGACGCUGGUGGAUGCUGGGAGACGCGUUUUCGCGGAUAAGUGGGGUCAUCGUGGGUGUGAUCUCUUGGCUAUGGGGAUUGAGGGCAAGGAUGCGUGGCGCUUGCAGCGCGAUUGGGAUAUUAAUGAGGGGCCUGGUAGUGAGGGUGGGAAUUGGGGGAAGGAUUGGAUGACGGGGAGUGAUGGGGAGUGAGUGGUAGAGCUGGGUACCGAGAUAAGUGAAUGGGAAGGGGGAAGAUACAGAUGCUUGGGGAUAGGGUGGAACGCCGUUCUAGAAACCUGGUUGAAAAGAGGCGGUGAUUAUGGAUUGUGUGUACAUAAGACUCUACGGCGUUGGCGGAUGGACGGGCGGGAACAGUCCCCCUUGGCGUUGUACGGAUGUCUGGUUUGAUGAAAAGCGCUUGCGCAUAUAUUGUUUAUAGUAAUGAUGACUCAAAUAUGAUCUCUA